UAGCGGUAACAACUGAUGCACAUCAUAUACGAGAGCGACAAAGCCACCGAGUGUAGCUUGAGAAAUGGCUGUGUUAUGGCAUUCCGUGGCAGUGUUUCUUUCGCUUCUAAGCAUUAUAGAAGGAUGGCAAUAUUCGAAAAACCACCGCGGGCCAUAUGGAUGUGUGAUGAACACGCGGGGAGAAGUUGACUGUACAAGUAAUAACUUUACUUCCAUACCAGCUGAAAUUCCUCGAAAUGUUAUUGCCUUAGAUAUGAGUGACAACAUGAUAAGCGAGCUUACAAACUUCACGUUUUCAAGGUUUCCCAAUCUGACUAAACUGACUUUGAAUGGAAAUAAGCUGUAUCAUGUUCAACCUAAUGCCUUUGAAGGACUCAAGCAUCUCAGGAUACUAUCACUUAAAGAUAAUGACUUAAAGACUUGUCCAGAGUUUGGAGUUCACCUGAAAUCCUUAAACGAGCUAUAUUUAACAGGGAACAAAAUGAACACCAUUAAAGCUGGGGUUUUCAAAGAAGUUCCGAAUAUUGAGCACCUCUGGCUUGAUAACAACAACCUUACAGAAGUCCCAGCGGAAGCUUUGAAAAGUCUAAAAGAACUUAAAUAUUUGAGUCUUGAGUCAAACAAGAUUCGCAUAAUAAGAAACAGUUCUUUCCAAAGUCAGUCCAAGCUUGAGUCGCUAAUAUGUUUCAACAAUGAAAUAAUAGAGAUCGAAGACGACGGAUUCAAAGGGUUGGACUCUUUGAAGUAUUUAAGCUUGAUGGAAAAUAACCUUAGCCAAGUACCUGUUUCUCUCAAAGAUGUCAAGAACAUUUGCCACUUGGAACUUAGUUCCAAUCCGAUCGAUGAAAUUCCCGACCAUGCGUUUAAGGGACUAAUUAAACUCCGGACGUUACGUUUCACUUGGGAGAAGCUGAACUCUGUUGGUCACAACGCUUUUGCCAACCUACCAAAACUAAAAACCCGACUGAGACUGGUUAAUUUACGUUUGGAAAAAUUUCCAAACCUGACGGGCACAUCUUCUCUCCAGUACCUGACUCUGACUGUUAACAAAAUUAGAGAAUUACCUACGAAUCUUUGCCAGAAUCUGAAGGAAUUGGUGGAACUAACUCUAGAUUUCAACAAAAUUGAGCGUUUACCGGACCUAUCCGAGUGCAAAUCGCUGUCUGUUCUAAAAAUUGAGCACAACGAGAUCACGUCGAUAGAAGGGUCCUUGCAAAAUCUGAAAAAUCUUAAAGACUUGACUCUAAAAGGAAACAAAAUCCAAAGCCUGCCAAGUCGGACGUUUGAAGGAGUCGAGUAUCUGGAGGUUCUAAAUCUUGCGGAAAAUGAAAUCAGGUACAUUGCUGAGGACGCAUUUGCACCGUUUGAGAUGAUAAAAUUCUUGGAUCUGAGCAACAACUGUUUUCCAGUACUUCCUGCUAAAGGGCUGGAAACACUUAAAACUCUUAAGGUGCGAGGCAACAGAGAACUAAAGGGGUUACCUGCAGCAAAACUCCAUAAAAUUCGAACUGUGGAAGCGCACUACCCUUAUCACUGCUGUGACUUCCGAAAACAACGUAAAAAGAAAGAAAGUCCAGUCAGGACUGAAAAGCUGAAAACAAGCGAGUUCAAGAAUUCUUGGACCUGGGCUGAGGGUGAAGAAGUCAUCUUUCUACGAAAUAGUCCCGAGGAUAACUUAACUUCCAUCACAAGCAAUGAAGAAAUGUCAGGCUUCGGUUCUGGAAACAUAGACCCAGCAAUGGAAUUCGACGGCAGCUCGGAAAUUGCGACAACAGUCGGUUCGGGUCAGGUUAGCAAUGUUGGCCGUGUAGAUGAUAUUUCCAUUGACGAGGACGACGACCACCAAGUCACGUGCACCCCUGAGCCUGCUGACCCUUUUUUCCCGUGUGAUGAUCUCAUGGACUCUUCGCUCCUCCGUAUCGGCGUGUGGAUAGUGUUCUUGCUUGCGUUGCUUGGCAACGCCAUAGUCAUCUUUGUGAUCAUUACACGCAGCUCACGAAUCGACGUGUCUAGAUUUCUGAUCUGUAAUCUAGCUGUAGCAGAUUUGUGCAUGGGUGUGUAUCUCGGGCUUUUAGCAGUCGUCGAUGCGUCAACCCUCGGAAACUUUCGGAGCUAUGGUGUCGAGUGGCAGUUGAGCCCAGGGUGUAGGACAGCGGGGUUUCUCGCUGUAUUGUCAAGCGAAACAUCAGUUUUCACGUUGACUGUAAUCACUAUUGAACGCUACAUUGCUAUCACGCAUGCGUUGGACAUCACUAAAAAGAUGAGCUUAAAGAAAACGUACCUUGUGAUGCUUGUUGGUUGGUGUUUCGCUCUCACAGUUGCAACACUGCCGUUGUUCGGGGUCAGCGACUAUACCAAAUUCAGCGUUUGUCUGCCGUUUGAGACUGGGAACACGAAAUCUUUGGUAUACGUUACAUCAGUGCUCAUACUAAAUGGGUCAGCGUUCAUCGUCAUAUUAACUUGUUACUGUAGAAUUUACAGCGCUAUCCGUGGCUCAAACGCCUGGAACACAAAUGACUCAAGAACUGCAUUAAGAAUGGCAAUUCUCAUAUUUACAGACUUUUCGUGCUGGGCACCCAUAACUGUGUUUUCUCUCACCGCAGCGUUUGGUGGAGAGUAUGUGAGCCUUAAAGACGCAAAAAUAUUUACAGUUUUCGUGUUUCCUCUCAACAGUUGCGCUAACCCUUUCCUAUACGCUAUUUUUACUGCACAAUUUAAGAGAGACUGUAUUUCGCUGUGUCGUAGAGUAAAAAGUUCUCAGAUUCCUAAAAUAACAAGUUCGAGGCGAAAAUACUCAUACUCGAGUGGUGAAAUGAGGCGGAAUUCACAAGUGAGUUCAUCGAACGGACUGGAAGGUAUGAUAGCAAAGCUGCGCCCGCGUGAGCAGCGGCGGAACUCCCUUCCACCAUCCAUGAGGCUGAUGGUUAGCAGACCUGCAAAUAGCAAGAGUUCGGAGACAGUGAGAAAAGAGGUCAUUGUCGAAAAAGUAACGGUUCUCUAAAUGCUUGACAUAACGCACUCGAUUAAAUGAUCCUCAGAACUGAAUGGGUGCCAUGACAUGCAACUCUGGUGAAGGCGUGUUUCAUACGUAGUCUGUAUUGUAUCAUGUCUCCUCCAAUUGCAUGCUGUGUAAUCUAUCAAUACUGUACAAAUUGUAUCAUACAAUUAUUUUAUUAGGUCGUAGCUAGUAUAUCUAUGAGAGGAUGGUGGAUCAAUGAGAUGAAUUUCAACAUAUAAUAGUUGUGUUCAUUGACAACCUGUCUGGUUUGGGUUUUAGUAAGGGGCGGAUAUGUUAGUAAAUUGUCUGUGUUUCAAACACGAGAGAGUUGCUUGAAAAUUACCUUUUUCUGUGGGAUAAGCUUGCUCGAGGCUCGCAUAGUUUUUACGUUUAUAAUUACAUUGUAUUACAUUGUGAUAAAAUAUAUUAAGUUGACAUUCAAGUCAACACAGUGCGAAACAAUGUAUAAAACUAUGAAAGAAGUUGGUGGCAUAUUUCAGUGGUCCGUCAAAACUCAGGCUAGAGUAAAUAAAGCAGCUUCAUAGUUAUAUUGAAGAAUAGUAGCGGCCUUUUAGGGCAUGAUACUGCGGGGAAAAAGUUGUGCGCUGGGUUAAGGUUGCAAUUUGUUAUGAGUUUGGAAAAUAGCUGAAGGAAAGAAGAAAUUGAAACUUUCGAAAAUUCCUGAGAAAAAUCCUCAGUUCUCAUAAAAUAGUAGAAAUCUUGAAACUGAAAAUAACUCAGUCGCUCGGGCAAAUUUACGCGCAACUUUAUCUCUUCGAUCUUUUUUCUUAGGUUAAGGAAAGGAUGGGGUCCGUUCGAUCCUGCAAUUUUGAAAAAAAUGUUUAAAAUCUGUGAAUAAGCGUAUCUCUGAAACACUUAGCAUGUAUUUAUUGCCCAAUUUAUCGCAGUUAAUCAAGGGAUAAUGUAUUUGCUGUAAUAAGCAACAUUAUUUACGAUCUUUUAAAUUUUACAUUCCAGUCACGAAAAACAACCCAUUAGGAGUUUGUUUCACAAGAUUGUAUUAAAUUAUAUAAUAUUAUGUUAUUAUUCAAUGACAACAAUAGAUGGCUAGAAUAUGCAGAGAUAUUCAAUGGAAAGAUGUGGUCCUAAGCAAAGAAUUCGGGCCACGUGAGGUAAUCGGUUAUAACAGUGAAAAACUGGGGAUGGUUGUAAUCUUAAAUACAAGUAUUUUACUUAGGAGAUUUUUCCUUACCCUUAUUUCGUCGACUUAAUAACAUUGCACAAGCUCUUAAAUAUGUAAUUAUAUAACUUCUUACGUAUUUUGUAUAAGUGAUUGUAAAUAGAUAAAUAAAACAUAUUUAUCUCGCUGAA
Messenger RNA from Pocillopora damicornis (cauliflower coral), 4330 nucleotides. RefSeq lists its product as uncharacterized. Gene Ontology annotation, molecular function: protein binding; G protein-coupled peptide receptor activity; protein-hormone receptor activity. Gene Ontology annotation, biological process: adenylate cyclase-activating G protein-coupled receptor signaling pathway; activation of adenylate cyclase activity; hormone-mediated signaling pathway. The record is from RefSeq and is a predicted model, not a curated record. Lineage: Eukaryota; Metazoa; Cnidaria; Anthozoa; Scleractinia; Pocilloporidae. Gene Ontology annotation, cellular component: plasma membrane.